Messenger RNA from Ilex paraguariensis (yerba mate), 432 nucleotides. NCBI's taxonomy places the organism in Eukaryota, Viridiplantae, Streptophyta, Magnoliopsida, Aquifoliales, Aquifoliaceae. The record is from the annotation of a GenBank genome assembly.
AUGCAUGAAGAUCCAACCAUUUGUCCCAAAAACAGCGACUUGUGGAAGAGGCAGAAUCAAUUCCUUUACCCUACAGCCUACGUUCCAGUGAAUCAGGGCAGACCAACAUCAUUGCAAGGAAUGAUGCUCUAUACCAAAGAAGCCCCUGCAUCAUACAUCUACAUUGGAAGAGUCUUGAACCCAAGGCCUCUCGCUUUGAUACCAUUUAACGCAGGAAGACCCAACCAUUCAUCCCAAAAGCUGCGACUUGUGGGAGAGGUGGAAUCAAUUCCUUUAUCCUAUAGCCCAUGUUCCCUUCAAUCGGGGCAAUCCCAAAUCAAUGCGGGAAAUGAUGCUCCAAUCCUAAAUGCUCCUGCAUCGAUGUAUGUAUAUAUUUGUUUUAGUUGGUUAUCCUACAACCAUUUGACUCUACAGAAUCUACAAUUGUUCUAA